AUGGCCGACGAAAUCAGCGAACUCAAACGUACCGUGGAACUUCUUCGGAACGAGGUUACUCGGUUAAGUGGUAGGUACAGUUUGAAUGUGAUAUUACGAAGAGAUUCGAAAGCUGCAGUGGUAGAACUAUUCUCCACCAGCCCGGAGGCCUACGUGCAGUUUCUGGGCGGGCGGUACCUGACCAAAGAGGGAGUCAAGAGACUCUAUGUUGAUCGAUUCUCCAAGGGUUUUGUUCAAAGAAAUGGUCCUGUACACGGCUUCUUGCUUGAUCAUCCCCAGAUGCAAGGGAUUGUUGACGUUGAGUAUGGAACCCGCUCAGACGGCACAGUUGCUCUAGCCAAGGGUCGUUUUCGCUCUCUGAUGCAAGCUGGUGUCCACAUUAGUCAGGCAGAGAAGCACCCUCGAGGAUUCUGCCAGUGGUUUGAGGGUGGCAUCUACGAGAAUGAGUAUGUCAAGGAAGCCGAUGGAAAGUGGCGUAUUCUCCGUCUUCGAUACUUUCCUUUCUGGCAUGGAGAUGUUGAAGAAGGAUGGUCAAAGAAGACAUCUGGUUUCGUCCCAUUCCCCAAGAAGACGUUUCCCGAGGAUCCUACGGGACCGGACGAGGUUGUAUCGACAGAUCAGCAGAUGCUGUGGCCAGAUACGAGGGUCGUCCCCUUCCAUUAUCAACAUCCCAUUACUGGGCAGCAGGUUAAGGAUGAGGAUAUGCAGGCCCCUGCUUUUGGGGAGCCGGCUAAGGAUGCACUUCCUGCUUUGAAGCUAGAGUAG
Molecule: messenger RNA, 765 nt
Organism: Fusarium vanettenii 77-13-4
Lineage: Eukaryota; Fungi; Ascomycota; Sordariomycetes; Hypocreales; Nectriaceae
Exons: 3
Coding region: 1-765 (254 amino acids)
Source: RefSeq, a predicted model, not a curated record